UACUGUCCAGGUUUCACAGGCAUGCAACAAUGAGGUCAGCACAAUGGCUCUGCAGUCCUUUAGUUUGUUAGCCAGUCUAAAACCUCUUCUCUCCCACACUUUACUUUGGAACUUCCCAAACACUGAACUAGCUCUGGCAAUGUGUGUGUCGACACUGGAAAGUAUACUGCCAAGGAAAUGGCUCUGACAGUUAAAUGAAGCCAAGAAAACACAUGAAUAGAGUGUUAUUAUAUAUUCUGGGAAGAGCAUAUAAAAAAAUAAUUGAUCAUCUGGAUUUAGUAACUAGUCAUAAUGAAGAAAAUUAGUCUUAAGACCUUUCGGAAGUCUUUCAACUUGAAUAAAAGUAAGGAAGAGAAUGAUUUUGUGGUGGUACAGCAACCAUCACUAACCACUGACUUUGGAAAAGAUGAUUCCUUGUUUAGUAGCUGCUAUGGUAAAGACUUGGCCAGCUGUGAAAUCAAUAGUGAAGAUGAGAAAAGUGGGAAAAAUCGAUCUAAAAGUGAAAGCUUAAUGGGUACAUUAAAAAGGCGACUUUCAGCAAAGCAGAAGCAGAAAGGCAAGGGCAGCCCACCAUCUGUGAACUCUGCAGAUGAGGACACUUUUUCUUCUUCAUCAGCCCCAAUAGUCUUUAAAGAUGUAAGAGCUCAAAGACCAUUAAGGUCAACAUCCCUUCGUAGUCAUCAUUAUAGUCCUACUCCAUGGCCUCUUCGUCCAACAAAUUCAGAGGAGACCUGUAUCAAAAUGGAAGUAAGAGUCAAGGCUUUGGUUCACUCUUCUAAUCCAAGCCCAGCACUGAAUGGCGUUCGAAAAGAUUUUCACGAUUUGCAGUCUGACAGUGUGUUCCAAGAACAAAACAGUGCAUUAAAACGUACAGAAUCUCAAAAUGGAGACCUGCAUCUUCACAUUGAUGAACAUGUGCCUGUAGUUAUUGGACUUAUGCCUCAGGACUACAUUCAGUAUACUGUGCCUUUAGAUGAGGGAAUGUAUCCUUUGGAAGGAUCACGUAGUUAUUGUCUGGACAGUUCCUCUCCCAUGGAAGUUUCAGCUAUUCCUUCUCAAAUAGGAAGGAACUCAUUCCAUGAGGAUGAGAGUCAGGUAGACCAGGAUAUAGUAGUUGCCCCAGAUAUCUUUGUGGAUCAGGCAGUUAACGGCUUGUUGAUUGGCACCACGGGAGUCAUGUUGCAAAGCCCAAGAGUUAAUCACAGCGAUGUCCCUCCACUCUCACCAUUGCUACCUCCAAUGCAGAAUAAUCAAAUCCAAAGGAACUUUAGUGGACUUAAUGGCACAGAUACACAUGUGUCUGAAAGUAUGCGUUGCCAUUUGAAUUUUGAUCCCAACACUGCUCCUGGAGUUGGAAGAGUUUAUGACUCUGUACAAAAUAGUGGCCCUAUGGUUGUGACAAGUCUUACAGAGGAACUGAAAAAGCUUGCAAAACAGGGAUGGUACUGGGGACCUAUUACACGUUGGGAGGCAGAAGGAAAGCUGGCAAAUGUGCCCGAUGGUUCUUUUCUUGUUCGCGAUAGUUCUGAUGACCGUUAUCUAUUAAGCUUGAGCUUUCGAUCCCAUGGUAAAACACUUCACACUAGGAUUGAACAUUCAAAUGGUAGGUUUAGCUUUUAUGAACAACCAGAUGUAGAAGGGCAUACUUCUAUAGUUGAUCUAAUUGAACAUUCAAUCAGGGACUCUGAAAAUGGAGCUUUUUGCUACUCACGGUCUCGGUUGCCUGGUUCUGCAACCUACCCCGUCAGACUGACCAAUCCUGUAUCACGGUUCAUGCAGGUACGUUCAUUGCAGUACCUGUGUCGUUUUGUUAUACGUCAAUACACCAGAAUAGACUUGAUUCAAAAACUGCCUUUGCCAAACAAAAUGAAGGAUUAUUUACAAGAAAAGCACUACUGAAAGUUUAUGGGAAUCUUGCAUCUUGCACUUUGGGAACAAGAAAAAAGAAAUUGAAAUACGGUUUACAAACUUUCAUUGCUAUCAGAAUCUUUUGCUGCCAUAACUAUUUCAGUUUUAUGUGUAAACAAAAGUAAUGCAUUGUUUUGUUUGGGAAUGGGGAGAUGUUGGCAAGGUGUCUUACAGUUAUUUUUUUGUUUUUUAGAGGGAAAAUCUUGAGGUUUUUAGGAGUGUGAAAUCUUUCAUCAAUGUGCAGAAUAAUCACAAUGUGAAUUAUCAGAUUACACUUGUUUUUU
This is a messenger RNA of Sarcophilus harrisii (Tasmanian devil), 2192 nucleotides long. RefSeq names its product suppressor of cytokine signaling 6 (gene SOCS6). The record is from RefSeq and is a predicted model, not a curated record. Lineage: Eukaryota; Metazoa; Chordata; Mammalia; Dasyuromorphia; Dasyuridae. Gene Ontology annotation, molecular function: 1-phosphatidylinositol-3-kinase regulator activity. Gene Ontology annotation, cellular component: phosphatidylinositol 3-kinase complex. The coding region runs from base 292 to 1899 and encodes 535 amino acids. Gene Ontology annotation, biological process: regulation of growth; phosphatidylinositol phosphate biosynthetic process; intracellular signal transduction. The transcript is spliced from 2 exons.